Zea mays is the source of this 2773-nucleotide messenger RNA. RefSeq lists its product as uncharacterized. The transcript has a single exon. Lineage: Eukaryota; Viridiplantae; Streptophyta; Magnoliopsida; Poales; Poaceae. The coding region runs from base 199 to 1203 and encodes 334 amino acids. The record is from RefSeq and is a predicted model, not a curated record.
GUGCUUGCCUCGCACUGUCACAGUCGUGCACUCCCUGUCCCCGUGGGCUGUGGAGAGUUCCUGUCGGUGGUCGCCCCGCUUCAUCUGUCUCAUCUUCCCCAGCGCAUCCCCUCCCCACUGUAGCCUGUAUCCGCCCCCACACUCUGCGUCUGCAGUCUUCUUUCUCGCGUCGGCAGUCAGCUUGGCAGGGCCGAACCAAUGGCGGUCGACUCGCAGCAGGUGGUGGCGGGCUUCCUCACCCUCUCCAUGUUCGUCAUGCUCGGCAACAUGAUCAAGCACGACCACUUCUCUCCCGUCACCGAGGAGCUGGGCUUGGAGGCAACAGGUGUGGUGUCGAACACAAGGAAGCUUGACAACAAUGCUGAAAUGAGCAGCGUUGAUACGACUGGAGUGGAGGACCUGAUGGACGCUGUCGAGGAAGUUAAACCUUGCUGGACCAAACCAAAAAAUCAGUCGUCUAAUGGUUUUGUUACAUUCUCCUUGACUAUGGGCCCUGAGUAUCACAUCUCUCAGAUCACAGAUGUUGUGGUUAUUGCAAGGUAUCUAGGUGCAACACUUGUACUCCCAGACAUCAGAGGAAAUGAAUUAGGAAAUAAGCGAAAAUUCCAAGACAUGUACAAUGUGGAUAAGUUUGUGAGGAGCUUGGAUGGUGUUGUCGAAGUAAUAGAGGAUAUACCUGAUGAAGUGAGUGCUAAGAAGCCAGCAGUCAUCAGAGUACCGAACCGUGUGACUGAAAGCUUCAUCACAGGCACCAUCCAGCCCAUCUUCCAAAAAAACAAGUACUUAAGACUAGCGGUCAUUUUCUCUUCCAUAAGUUUAAGGCCAAAGGAGACGAACAACAAGGACAUGGACACAAUUGCUUGCCUUGCGAUGUUCGGUGGCCUCGAGCUGAAGCACGAAUAUUCUGAGGUGGCCAGAAAAAUGCUGGAUAGGCUUCAAGAAUUAAGCAAGAAGUCAGAUGGGAAGGUCUUGGCAAUUGAUUUGCGGACCGACUUGCUGGAGAAGAAGAGUUGCAAGACAACCCGUGGCGCUCGAAGAAAAGGCUGCUAUAGCCCUGAUGAGGUCCUGGCUUUCCUGAGGAGUGUUGGCUUCUCUGCUAACACAACCAUCUACUUGACAGAGACGUCGUGGCACAAAGGCCUGGAUGUUCUGAAGGAAGAAUUCCCAAAUACAUGGUAUCAAAUAAUUAGGUAUACCAUGUAGGAAUAUGAAAGUGGAUGAUUGUAUUGCAUAGAGAAUGGGUUACAAUAUAUAGACUCGACCCUAACCCUAAUGGGCCGGCAGCCCAACAGUGGUGCCGGCCCACACACACAGUCUAACAUUGGGGUAUAAUACCUCUUCAGGUAUGUAUGUGUGGGUUGUGUUCAGCAGGUGUGUUUUAGAUUUUUCCGGAUCAGGGUUCUACCUCUCCUUUGUACUUCUCUUGAUCUUCUCAAUAAAAUGAUGCACAAAUCUCCUGCGAAGAACUAACUUUUGCACUUUUCUCGGUGACCAGACUAGAUUGACUUGAAAAUUCAUGUCCUUGGACUAAAUUCUUGUGUGUGUGCGUGUGUGGAACUAUGGAUCGAUUAUACUUUUUAAUGCAAAGUAUGAUUGCUUCAAGCUUUGUCAGGGAAUCUAAAUUUUAUUGUUUGCAUCAUUAUAUUAACAGGAUUUUGAUUGUAGCAUAAGCCAAACUAGUGGAGUUGAAAUUUCAUGAGUGUUUGAAGUGAAAAUGCUUGAAAUGCCAUCGUAUCUGCAAUUCUUUGUAGGGUUGAAAACGGGAUGGAUAUAGGCGGAUACAGUGUCAUCCUGUAUCCUACCCUAAUGUAUUUCUCUCGGAUACAUGACCAGAUACGGGUAGUUAAAAUUCGGGACGGGUACAGGAUGAGACCGAGUAAUAAUUUGGGUGGGUAAGAAACGAGUAUCAGAUAUUACUCGGGUAGAUAAUGGGUAUUUGUCGGAUAUUUCGUUUCGAUAAUAUUAGUUGCUCAACCGUCCGACAAAGAAAUAAAAUAAGAAAUACAUAAUCAUGUACAUGAUAGCUCAAAUAUAGAAAAACAAACCGAUAAAAUUGACAUCAUGCAGUUCAAAGUUACUAAUCACAAGGACAUUAUAGAACCAACAACACAAUUUAAAAAAAAAUCAACAUCAUAUCCCCUCUUUCAGGCAUAAUCUACAAGUCCACACAUAUAUAACAAAUAGUAAAUAGUUGACAUUAAUUAACAUGUUCAAGUGUUCAACAUUUUCACGUCACAAAAUGAAACAACACAAAUCACAAUAGAUAGAGUGGCUGCUAAUAACCAUGUAAUAAUCCAAUCAAACAAUUGGAAAACGUUAAUAGCGGCUACUAGUACAUGGUAUUACUAGUCACCUAGUUUAGUUUCAAAAUUGAAAUACAGCAAACGGUAGUCUUAGCUGUUGGGCGUUGGACCUAAAUAAGUAUGCUAAUAAUAAUGGGCCAUUGGGCGGUGGGCCUGCAUGACGCAAGGUGCAAGGCAAGAGGGCAUCGACAAGAGUCGCACUACCAUACGCGGAUACGAGAUACGACCAUCUUGCCAUACCAGAUGCCAGCCACCGGGUACUCGACCGUUAUCGGGUAUUAGUGACUCCGUAUUGUACCCGUAUUCGGGGGUGUUCGUUACCUGAGUAGUACCCGUAUCUGUCCCGACAACAAAAAUACCCGUAUCCGUAUCCUAAAAUUCGGAUAAUUUUGCUACCAGUAUCCGGUACCCGACCCGGGUACCCCUUUGUUACUUAUCUAUAUGAAUGAUAAUAUGAUAUGCAUAUACAA